Molecule: messenger RNA, 4129 nt
Organism: Pseudo-nitzschia multistriata
Lineage: Eukaryota; Bacillariophyta; Bacillariophyceae; Bacillariales; Bacillariaceae
Source: the annotation of a GenBank genome assembly
ACACCCGCUGUCGCCGGCGACGUGUGCUUCUUGUGUGCCCUGGGAACCUCAGCAAAGACUGUCAUGGAUUGCCAGGGAUUGGCUUGGGAGAGAAGCGAGGCAUGGACCCUUCGAAUAGCAACGAUGGCGAUCAGCCCUCGCUGCUGUCCCUGCUGACCACCGUUGCGGUGGAGAACGAGAACGUGGCCGCAAACAGCAGCAACAGCAACAACCACAAUACCAAUAUCAACGGGGGGCCGGGGCUGUCCCUUCCGACCGCCCUCCCGGAUACUUCCCCCCGGUUGGGAGACGCUCCAGCCAAAAGGCCCGCGAACCACGACUUCAACGACAAUGACGACGACAACGACAGGCAUAGACAUAGACACAAGCUCAAAUACGACCCGUGCUACGAUCCGCUGCCGUAUCGGGUGCCGAACGGAGCGGACAGAGACGACGAAGCUUCCCGGGACGAAGGGCCACGGGUCUUUGGACCUUCCCCGUUUCGAAGGGAUCACCAUCAGCAGCACCAGCAGCAACGAUACGAUUCCUCACGGGAACAAGCAGUAGUCGAGGAAUCGCUGGAAACGCACGAUGUCGGGAUUGGAGAACCGUAUCCCCUGUUUUCCCGGCAGUACGGGGACCAAGCAUCCCAUCCGCAACUCCGGUUGCAACUCGCCAAAACAGGAGACGGCCUCGAAGAGAGACCGCCGGGAUGGCAACCACAGCAGCUGCAACAGCAACAGGAACAGCGGCAGGAACAAGAACGAAUAGACAGUGCCAUUGAUGCCACCGACAACUCCAUGGACUUGGAACCGUCACCGGUUUGGCCAAACGAAGCUGCUUACGCUAUCAAGGCGAGAGAGGGACAGCGACCGGGAUCGUUGACGAACCGCUCCAUGAUGAACGACGACAGCGACGACGCCGGCGGCAAAGUCAACGGCAACGGCAACGUCGGAGACGACGACGACGACGACGAUUCGAACCCCAUACMCCUGCAACGAGGUUUCCACCCGGUGCCGCACCAGCAAGAGCUGACAGAAUUCGGGGUGGAGAAACAAGGACUCCUGCCCAUGCUCGAAAUUCCUCCGCAGCAGCAGCAAAGAACCCUUUUAGCAACCGAUAUCACUAGUCCGUUAGCAACCAAUGACGAAGGAGGAGUUGCACCGGGUGGAUUUCCAGAGGGGGCUUACAAGCCACCGCCACCACAGCAGCCACAGCAGGUACCGCAAAUACCGGCAAACCAACCUCCGCAGCCACUGCCCGCCAACCACAGCGAUUUCUCUUAUCCGUCUCCACACUUUUCUCCGGGACAAGAAGAGCCCCGGCACCGGAUGUCCCUCACGCUACACGGACGAGAGUCGCUUCCGGCCCCGCAGAUGACCACGGAGCGCGGGUCGACCCCGAUUCCAUCAUCCUUCGAGGCCAACCACGGUGGCGUCUUUGCCGAUGAUCCCGGCCCUCGCAUCUUCGAGGGGGGGCAGGCUGCUGCUGCUGCGACUGGAAAUCCCAUCCACUUUGAGGCCAUCGCCGGGGAAGACCGUUACCUGCCGCCCCGCGAUCGAUUCGAAGAUCCCCCUGCCUUGCGGACCGACCGGAAGCGACCAAGAAACCAUCGGACGGACGGAAGCGGAGGGGCCGCCCCGAGAAAGGGGCCGGCCAGCGGGUCCUCCCGAACGAUCUGCGGAGUGCCGCCGGAGGAAGCGCGGACAAAGUGGACGGGGGGCGAUACCUACGUCGGUCGGAUCCACACCAUGCUGGAGGAAGCCCGGGGGAACGGGUUUGCCCACGUCGUGAGCUGGCAGCCCCAUGGCCGCGCCUUUAAGAUCCACAAGCGGGAAGAGUUUGCCGAACGGAUUCUCCCGAGGUACUUUCACACGAAAAACAUGAAACACUUCCAGCGGUGGCUCUCGGCAUGGGGGUUUGCCCGGCACGGCGAGGGGACCGACCGGGGGGCGUACUACCACCGGUACUUUGUCCGGGGCGUGGUCGUGGCCCUGGUGAAAAAGCUGACGAGGGCGGAAAUGCGGCGGUCCAUGAAGGACUGGUUGGCUCCUGGAGAAGUUCCCAACUUUUACACCGAGAAAGAUAGCACCCCAUGCCGAUCGAAAUCAUCGAAGAUAGGAAUGCAACCGGCGUUCGAAGGGGCUACCGGCAGAGAGAAGGACGACCGACACCACCACCAAGAGCAACACGCGAAAGGAAACGAACCCGGCGAUGACAAGAACGACGAGCCAGGAAUCUCCAACGAACGCGGAUCUGUGGUGCUCCACAACAACCCAAAAUAUCUGCGGGGAACGGUUCUCAAGGACGUUCGGCGGAUGCUGGAGGAUGCAAGAACGCAGCACUUUGCGCACGUUGUGUCCUGGUUGCCCGGCGGGAGGGCCUUCAAGAUCCACAACAAGAAGUCUUUCCAGGAAUCGGUCUGCGGCAGGUAUAUGAAAACGGCAAAACUGUCGUACUUUUCGGAUUGCCUUCGCACCUGGGGCUUUUGCCGGCUGAAGGAGGCUGCCGGGGAAGAACAAAAUGCGUACUACCACCGGCUGUUUCGGGACGGCAAACCCGAGUUGUAUCGGCAUCUCUCUCGGGCACAGAUGCUGGAAGCGAUGAAAGACUUCAAGGAAGAGCAGAAACGACAGAAAGAGAUAUCCUGGUCGCUCUUCCCCCACCAUCGACAGAACUUCGGAAUCAACGGAAAUGAGAACGAUGCCGUCGCCAACAGCAUGAAGCUACAGCCGGUGUCCAAAGAAGCUGCGAGAAAAGCGAACCCGGAGGAGCUCGCUCUGGCGACUGCUACCGCCGCAGAAAGGCUAGCUGACAGGGCAGAAGUCGAAAACGAGAUCAAGGCCAUCGGGGAACCUCUCCACCUGGUCCAAGCUGCGUUUGCGAAUCCGCUUUCUCAGCCGCAGGAUUUCCUCACCGGAUACCUCGAUGUUCACAACGGCAACAAGGAAGAUGCAAGGAGCGCCACGAAUCCGCACAAUAGCAACGCUAUGGACAUGAGCAUGCGCAAUCGCUUCAUCGACAAUUGUGACCUCGACCCAACCUAUCAGUCGGUCCAUCCUAGCACGGCCACAGAAGUUUUUGCUCCCGACGCAAGAAGGCCGUUGGCGGCACCCGGCGAUCCGCGAACUGCCUCUAUCGUAUGCCAGACACCAAAGCCGACUUUGCUACCGAGUCCCAUGGCGCGCACCGCGAAUCUGUCGUACGCCAUGAGGAUCCACGCAAUGCUGGAGGAAGUCGAGGCAAAGGGGAGGACCGACAUUGUGUCCUGGAUGCCCCACGGGAGAGCCUUCAAAAUCCACGACGACAGAGCCUUCGAAACGAAGAUCCUUCCCCAGUAUUUCAAAGCUACUCUGCCGUCGUUUACGCGCUGGUUGCUGCACUGGGGAUUCGUGCGCAUGAUCACUGGAAAGGAUCGGAAGUGUUGGUACCAUCGUCUAUUUGUUCGAGGAGUAGUCGAACUGAUUCGGGACCACACACGGCAGGAAUUCUUCGACGCGAUGAAAGAAUGGAGGGACCAGGGCAACGAGCCAGACUUUUAUUCUUCCGGGACGGGGGAAGAAAUAUCCGAAAUGCCGUUGGUUGCAAAGAAGAAACAUACACGAUCGGACAAGGAGAACAAUAGUAUCGACGAGACAGAGUCCGAACCCAUACCAACCAUUGCGGCAAGAGAGCAGAAAACGAAUCCUAGGAUAUUGCGAGGCACGGUUGUAGAGGACCUGAGGGAAAUGCUGGAUUCCGCCCAAGCGGAGGGGAAUGCUCACAUCGUAAGCUGGCUUGCCCACGGGAAAGCCUUCAAGAUUCACAACCAGGACGAGUUCGAGGCGAACAUCAUGGGGCAGUAUUUUAAGGCUUCCAAGUACCGCUAUUUUACAGAUGUGCUCCGGAGCUGGGGAUUCGUCAAGCUGAAGGAAGGCAGAGACAAGGGUGCCUACCACCACAAGUACUUUGCCAAGAAUGAUCCCAAGCUGUCACACAAUCUCUCUCGGGCCCAAAUGAAAGCUUCGAUGAAGGGAUGGCCGAAACAGAAUGUCCCUAGUUUCUAUGACGAAAACUAACCAUAGCUCCAACCCUGCGAACAAGCCAACAGUCCAGCAAACAAUACUGUAGCGUUUUGAAAAAAGGAAGCGAAGAAAUGCGAAUGGAAUUU